AUGUCCGCCGGGGGGGGAGGAGGAGGGGGAGAGGAGAGCGGGGUUUCGAGAUGGGUGGAGGCCGGCAAGAAGUGGCUCGUCGGGGUCGCGCUAGCCAGCAGCAUCGUGGGGGGGGGUGGCCUGCUUUCCCCGGGCGCGAUGCCCGCGUUCGCGGGGUCCCCCGAGGAGACAAAGGAGGUCGGGAUUUGCCUGCUGUCCGAGUGCCGGGGGGCGCUUGCGUCGUGCCUGCUUAACCCUAAGUGCUUCGCGAACAUCAUCUGCCUGCAGACGUGUAACGGCCGGCCCGACGAGGGUUACUGCCAGAUCCGCUGCGGUGACCUCUUCGAGAACGAAGCCGUCGGCAAGUUUAACGCGUGCGCUGUGUCCAAGAAGAACUGCGUCAAGCAGCGACAGGACGAUGGCUCCUGGCCGGUGCCCCCUAUCGAGUCGCAGGCAAAGUCUUUCAACCCCAAGCUGAUGGAGGGGCAGUGGUACAUCUCCGCCGGCCUUAACCCGGCCUUCGACACAUUCGACUGCCAGGUGCACUUCUUCAACAGCCCCAAGCCCGGCAAGCUUGUGGGCAAGCUCAACUGGCGCAUCAAGGAGCCCGACGGCGAGUUCUUCACGAGGGACGUGGUGCAGACGUUCGACCAGGACCCCAAGAACCCGGCACACCUGGUCAACAAGGAUAACGAGUACCUCCACUACAGAGACGACUGGUAUAUUCUCGAUUCGGAGCCGAACUCCCACGUUCUGGUGGUAUACCGGGGCAGCAACGAUGCGUGGGACGGGUACGGCGGCGGCACGCUCUACACCAAGGACAAAACCGUGCCGCCAGGGAUCGUGGAGCGCGUGAAGGCCAAGUCUGAGGCUGCCGGCAUCAAGUGGGAACGGUGGCAGUACAACGACAACACCUGCAAGCCCCAGACAAGCGAGACGGCUGAGCUGCUGCGGGAGAAGUACGCCAAGAAGUUGAUCUUGUCCGAGGGGAAGCAGCUGCAGGAACAACUCACUGCCGUCCGAGGGUAUGCGGCGCAGGAGGUUACCGAAGUGGAGUCGUCGACGCUGGAGAAGCUGGAGGACCUCAAGCAGGAGUACGAGGUUGAGGUUGAGCAGCUCGGGACCGACCUGGCGGCUGCCUUCGAGACUGAGCUGCGGUUGUUCGAGGAGGGCUUGGCCGGAGAGGCUAACACCGUCCUCAAUGAGGCCACGAGUAUUAUUACGGGCACCAGCAACAGCAGGGACUGAGCAAUGGGAGGUUCCCAAACGGAAUAGAACCAACGUUUGGUGGGUGUGGGAAAGGUCUGCGCGACUAAAUACAGGCGUGGUGCGGCGGCGGGAACGGAUCGGGUGCCGCCGCAGCUGUUUCGCAGGCGCUGCCCGAGCCCGGUGUGUGCCCUGUUCAGGGCCGUUUUGAUAAUCGUGCAGCGGCAAGAGCGUGUUUUUUGUUUCUGUUGCCAUGCCGUGGCAAAUCUUGUCGGCAGAGAUUGUUUACUUUUGUUGCGAGCCACGCCCGGCUGCAUCGGUUUAGAGAGAAAGGCUUGCAUGAUUGCGGUCCGUACACAACCGUAGACUAGGUAGACCCGGACU
This is a messenger RNA of Ectocarpus siliculosus, 1569 nucleotides long. The record is from the annotation of a GenBank genome assembly. Lineage: Eukaryota; Phaeophyceae; Ectocarpales; Ectocarpaceae.